CCAAUGGAAAGAAGUCAACACUGGUGACUCGUUGGCGAUCACAGCUAUGGCUCGGCCUCUGUUUGGUGGCGCCUUUUCAGUAGUUAUUCCACCCAAUGCCCAGGAUAUCAGUGAGCUGAGGCAGAUCCCUGAUAACCAAGAAGUGUUUGCUAAUUCUCAGACAGAUCAAAGCAUCGUCAUUGAGCUGCUGGAGUACCAGAGCCAAGUGCAGGACGCUGAGGCAGCCAGGUAUCAUUUUGAUGAUGUGGCUGCCACUAACGGGGCGGUAGAGUCGGGAUCCUGGGAGAUCAGAGGUGUGGAGCAGCUCUCCCAAUCACAGCUGUCUUUACAGGAAUGCAGUUCUGCAUGGCUGCUAUCUGGUGCUCAGCUGGUCUCAAAAUUUAAUGAGCAGGCAAAAAACACUGUCAAUAUUCACCUGUGCCUGUUCCGCCUGCCACAGUUCACCACCGAUAUCUUGGUGACAUUCAACGAUCCUGUUUGUAUCAACCCUCUAAGCAGCAGUGCAGCUGGAAAUGUGGCCGCUGUUCCAUGGACACUACAAGACUUCCAGAGCGUUUUUCAGUCCUUUCGACUGCUCAACCAUGGAGUGUUUGGAUAGAUUCUCGAUUCUUACACUGAGAGAACUGAAAGACGAUGUUGAUUAUCCUGUUUAAGCUUUAAACUAGCAGGACUUUACAGGUUAAAAGGAAAAACUUAACUACUGGAUAGCAACACACGUUUGUCCAUCAAAUAUUUUUCUUGUAGUGCAGAUGAGGUGUUUGUAAAAAAUAAAGUUUCAGCAAGACAAACUUGCUGAUUCAUUCAGAAUCAUUCAUUUUAAUUAAGUUGUUCAAGCACGUGCAAGAGACAGUCAUCAUUUCCUUCUGUAUUCAUUUAAAAAUUAUCACAUCAUUCACCAAUGUUAACCAAUGUAGAACUGGAAGUUGUCUUUGUUGAAAGUCUGGAUUUUCCUAAACUUCAAAAUAUAAGAUUCUAUUCUUUUUA
Messenger RNA from Triplophysa dalaica, 984 nucleotides. RefSeq names its product RAN guanine nucleotide release factor (gene rangrf). The transcript has 6 exons. Bases 47 to 598 code for a protein of 183 amino acids. NCBI's taxonomy places the organism in Eukaryota, Metazoa, Chordata, Actinopteri, Cypriniformes, Nemacheilidae. Gene Ontology annotation, cellular component: nucleus. The record is from RefSeq and is a predicted model, not a curated record. Gene Ontology annotation, biological process: heart contraction; protein import into nucleus; regulation of sodium ion transmembrane transporter activity. Gene Ontology annotation, molecular function: transmembrane transporter binding; sodium channel regulator activity; guanyl-nucleotide exchange factor activity.